This is a messenger RNA of Paramecium tetraurelia, 1266 nucleotides long. RefSeq lists its product as uncharacterized. NCBI's taxonomy places the organism in Eukaryota, Ciliophora, Oligohymenophorea, Peniculida, Parameciidae. The record is from RefSeq and is a predicted model, not a curated record. The transcript has 3 exons.
AUGUUAAAAUAUAUUUAAGAUCAAGAUUUUGGAACCUUUGAAACAUUACCAGUGCAAAGAUAGAAAAAAGUGUUUUGUAUGAAUAUGCCAAUGUAAUAGCUAAUUAAGAGUCGAUCUGUUUCUUAAAUUUUACAUGAUGAACUCAUUACGUUAUAAAAAUCAUCAGCAAGAAAAAAAUAAAAAGAAGAAUCAUAUUAAGAAAGAAUUUCAUCACCAAUAAAACCCAUUGAGAUGUCUUAAUCUAUUCAAGCACUUCCUAAAAUUAAUUUACAAAAAACUUAAACAGAAUAAUUGAAUAAAACAAAAAAGAGGAUUAAAGUAUUUCAUAACAUCUCAAAAAGACAAUGUGAUUUAGAUUAAUGGAAUUAAGCAUUCUACUAAAAUAGAUCUAUUAAUGGAUAAUCCCCAAGAAUUUAAGAGAUUAAAAGAGCACUCUAAGAUUAAUUGAAUGAUGGCAGAUCUUUAAAUCUUAAUUCAAGUACUCUGUUGAAAUUGAGUAGAACUGAAAGUCCGAAAAGAAGACCUAAUCUUCAAACUGAAAAAACAUUGAGAAAUCUAUUAUGUGAAUAUGUUUUAGAUGAUAAAAUAGCCUUUAAUGAUUUAAUCCUAGAUAACAAUCGCUAAGUCCAAGAUCCAAAAUACAUGAUUGAAUAAGUAGUUAUGAACUACGAGAUUCUUAAACAAAUAUUUCGUAUAGAAAAAACCAUCACAAAAAUUAUUUUAAAGACCCAGGGUUUAAGCAAAAAAAUCAUACACACCUUCUUUAAGGAAAUUAAACCUAAUUGUCCUAAUGACAUUUCGUAAUUUGAAUAUCAUUUUAAACUAAGAAGAAACAUCUCUAAAUCAUUAAUUAUCUCUAAGUUUAUUCUAGGAGUCGAUCCUGAAUUAGAUUCAACUAUAGACAAGUUAUUGAACCGAGAAGCCUUAUCGCCUGAUUUACAAUCCAUAGUAUUAUCACCUGAAGAACUAUUAUAAAAAGCACUAGAGACUUUGAAAUUCGAUUAUGACUACUUGAACAAAUUGAAUUAUUUCAAUAUCAACUUGUAAGACUAAAUUAAAUAGAAGUAAGUUAAGGCAAUCUAAAAUAAAUUGCUAUUAAAUGGAAGUAUUAUUGAGUAGAGUAAUCUAUCAUUGGAUUUCGAAUAGCCAUCAAGUUUGCUCGCUAAGAUUAAUGAUUGUGAAAGAAAGUUAGGCAAAUUUCAAAAAAUAAGUAAUUAGUCAAGAUUUAAGUGCUUGGAAGCUGAGGCAUAUUUAUAUUAUAGGUGA